Cladocopium goreaui is the source of this 1776-nucleotide messenger RNA. NCBI's taxonomy places the organism in Eukaryota, Dinophyceae, Suessiales, Symbiodiniaceae. The record is from the annotation of a GenBank genome assembly.
GACAUCCAGGCUCAGGAAGUGCCCAGCGGCGCUGAAUCUGAGGCCGAAGAGAGUGGACUCAACCAGGAGUCAGAUGAGUCGGAGGAGGAAGGGCAGGAAAGGGUGGGUGGGAAUCCAUUGGGCCAGGUUCCAGAUUCCCAACCGCUCUUCGGUGAUGUUGAUACGCUUGAGGAAAGCCUUGCCUUGUUCGAGACACCAAAGAAAAAUAUGGUUUCUGCACCAUCACCAGUGGGAGCAGCAGUGAUGAUCGAAAUUCCAGAUACCCCAUUCAAAGUUGAAAAGCAGGACUCCCCCAAAGAGGCAGUUGAUGAUUCUGGGGUGGCUCCCAUUCACAAUACUCAAAUGGUAGAAGAGGCAGGGCCAGGUGAGUCAAUGGAAAAAGAAGAUAAGGUGGACAAAAGCUGGGUAGAGAACAAAGAAUGGAGGGAGGAGAGGAAUGCCAAAGCUUCGCUUGCAGCGGAAAGUGCAUCGAAUCCAAUCCCAGUCGUGGAGUCUUUAGGCUAUGCUUACGACGACGUGAACACCCAGGUCACCCGGCGCCAGCAACUGGGACUCAAGUCUCAAGGAGGCGAUGCCGAGGUUGAAGGAGAAGUGCCCAGUGGCAAGGGAAAGGGGAGAGGUCGAGGCAAAGGAAGGGGAAAGGGUAGAGGUAAGGCAGCAAAACGAGCAACACCCAUGGAAGGAAAGGAUGAGCAGCCAUGCACGACAAAUGAGGAGCAACAGGAGGAUGAGUCUGAGGAGCCUAUGCAGGUAGGAUCAGGUUCAGAAGAUGAUGAUAAGCAAGAGCAAGGCUUGGAGGAAGAUGGGAACAAACCAGCUGAUUGUGAAAUCCCAGCCACCCAACCCCGACCAGCCAAGGAAGGAAGGAAAAUGGAGGAGAAGCCAGGUGAAAAGGAAGAUGCUGACAAUAAUGAGGACACACACAAGGGUGAUGGUGGAAGCAGGAAAAAGACAAGGAAGCAGAAGGAGGAUCCCGCCAAGAAAAACAACCCCCCCAAACCGAAAAGAAGGGCCAAGAAACAAACCACGGAAAAGAGCGCUGGCAGUAAGGAGGAGGAUGACAAGGUAGAGGAUUCCAAAGGACCAGCCACAGAGGAGGAAGAAGAUGUGCCCCGGGAACCCGAAAGAAGGCCAAGAGCAUCGAAGAGCAAGGUUUCCAAACAGAACGCCAAGGCAGCCAAGGAGAGCAAAAGCGGGACCAAGACAAAAACAAAGGGCAAGGCACUCAAGAGAAAAUCACAUGACAAGAAUGAGGACGAGGAGGAGGAGACAGAAUGCAAGACCUUGGAGGCAGAGAAGCCAGCUGGCAGCCAGAGCAAAGCACCUAGAACACGACAAAGGCGAAAGACCAAACAAAUUGAUGGCAGUGAAGGCAGUAGCAAGGAGGAGGAAAAGGUGACUGAGGAAACUGAACAAGCAGAUGCCAGCAACGGCACCUCGCUCAAGAGGCUUAAAAGCACUGCUGCACUAGGGAUGCCAGGAAAGGUGGAUGUGACAACACUUGAAAGUAUGCCAAAGGCAAAGGCAAAGGCACGAGCAAAGGCAACGGCAGCAGGAUCAGGUAGCAACGGCAGGAAAGCAGGCAAGGAGGGGGAUGAAGAGACACCAAAGAACCAGCCCAGCAAGAGGCAGAGGGCUGCAGUCCCUGUUUGCUUUGCAAAGCGCAAGUGCCCUUCCACGGAGUGGGGUAAGCUCAAAUGGGAGACGCUAAGGAAAGUGUUUGAAGAAUCCAUCAAGCCCCACUUGACGACAUACAGCGCCCACGAGGAGAGCUAG